AUGUUCCUUGAUCUUCCUUUUUCUGUGUUUUACGGUUAAAGGGUGUUUGGUUCUGUUUGCAAAGUUGAAGUCUUUGUUGCUCGUACUGAAGAUUUUCAUCUAAAUAUGGUACUGUUUAUUCUUUCAGUUUGGGGGAAGUUAACCGGUUGAGUUUUAUAUGAAAUGGGUAUAUCUGUUGUAGCCAUGAAGUUGCGCCAUGUUGCAAUUAGAAGGCUAUCAGUUGUUGGCAUGUUCGUUGCAGUGAUAGUUGUUUUCCAAUGUUGUUGGACAACUUAUUAUUCUGUGUUGGAUGCUGGUGGGAGCUCAGUGGCUUUGCCAAUUGAAGUUUCCAUUUCUGGAACUUCAGAAAAGAAGGGUGUGUUUAGAUCCACAUCAGCAACCAAUGUUAUGCUUAAUGCUACUUUUGUCUCUCAUUCAAAGGAAUAUGAUUCUGAGAAAGAAGCUGAUUUGGACCAUGAAUUGGAAUCUGAUGGGGGCAGAAAUUCAAGAGAGGGACACAUUCCCAAUAAUAAGGGUUUUAAAGUGGGAAAUCAUAAGGAUGCAAUUUACAGUUUCACUCAGAAAAGACCCAAGUAUGCUGUUUUGAGCGCAUCUGAUAUGUUGCUUGCUGUAAAAAAACCUUCAAAUGAGAGUAGAAUACAAAGUGUGGAAAUGGAAUCUCAAAAUGAGAAACCACAAGUGUUGAAAUCUCCUUUGUCCAUGUCGAAAAGUAAACCUAAGAUGGGUACUUCAUCAACGAGGAGUAAGUUGGUGUGGCCAACUUCAAUAACACAGAUGAACUCUUUGAUGCUUCAGAGCUUUAAUAGUUCUGCUUCUAUGAGGCCAAGGUGGUCUUCUCGACGGGACAGGGAACUCUUAUCUGCAAAACUAGAGAUUGAAAAUGCCCAUGCCAUAUCAAAUUCUUCUGGACUUUACGCUCCUAUUUUCCGGGAUGUUUCCAAGUUUUCAAGGAGUUAUGAACUGAUGGAGCGCAAGCUCAAAGUUUUUAUCUAUAGAGAAGGAGCAAAACCAAUAUUCCAUCAACCAAAGAUGAGAGGAAUUUAUGCCUCAGAGGGGUGGUUUAUGAAAUUGAUGGAAGGAAAUAAAAGGUUCAUUGUGAAGGAUCCCCGAAAAGCUCAUUUGUUUUACCUACCAUUCAGUUCACAAAUGCUAAGGGUUACUCUUUCUAACCCAAAGCAAAUGGAGCAACACCUUGAGAAAUAUGUGGAGCUAAUUGCAGGAAGAUAUCGUUUCUGGAACAGAACUGAUGGAGCAGAUCAUUUUCUUGUUGCUUGUCAUGAUUGGGCCUCCCGAAUCACAAGGCAACCAAUGAAAGGUUGUAUUAGGUCUCUUUGCAAUUCUAAUGUUGCUAAAGGCUUCCAAAUAGGGAAGGACACUACUCUACCUGUCACAUAUAUACACUCUGUGAUGGAUCCACUCAAAGAAUGUGCAGGGAAACCUCCCUCAGAAAGGUCUGCUCUGGCCUUUUUUGCAGGAAGCAUGCAUGGUUAUCUCCGUCCUAUCCUGCUAAAACACUGGGCGAAUAAAGAACCUGACAUGAAAAUAUUUGGUCCAAUGCCACGUGAUUUGGAAGGUAAAAAGAUGUAUAUGGAAUAUAUGAAUAGCAGCAAGUAUUGCAUAUGUGCUAGAGGCUAUGAGGUUCACACCCCAAGAAUAAUUGAGGCCAUUUUUUCUGGGUGUGUGCCAGUUAUCAUAUCAGAUAAUUAUGUGCCUCCUUUAUUUGAGGUAUUGAAGUGGGAGGCAUUUUCCCUGUUUGUUCGUGAAAGGGAUGUCCCAAGUCUCAGAGACAUACUUCUCUCAAUCCCAGAAGAGAAGUACCUGGCACUGCAUUUGGGAGUAAAGAAGGUUCAGCAGCACUUCCUGUGGCACAAAGUUCCUGUUAAGUAUGACUUGUUUCAUAUGAUUCUUCACGCAAUAUGGAAGAAUAGGCUUUCUCAGAUUAGACCCAGGUGAUGAUAUCAUUGAUGUGAACAAGAUAGUGUUGUUAGGGUGGGAAGAAAGUUAGUAUAUGUCAGCGUGAAAUACUACCAAAAUGAUAGACUAAGCAACUUUGAUAGUAAAAAGUUAUUUCUCAAGCUUUUAAUAUGUUGGAAGGCUUAUAAAUCCAAGCUGCACUACGAUUGCCCGGUUGAACUUUACCCUCUCUUUAAUCUCUUGGGCUAAUAUCAUUUUUGGUUACUGUAAAUGGUCUUUUGGGCUGUUGUAUAAAUAAAAUUCUUCCGAAGCCAUUUGAGGUUUACCUUUCUUGUCCAUGUUUCUAGAAUGCAUGAUGAAACAAAUUUUCCAAA
Messenger RNA from Glycine soja, 2288 nucleotides. RefSeq names its product probable glycosyltransferase At3g07620. Bases 163 to 1953 code for a protein of 596 amino acids. Gene Ontology annotation, molecular function: glycosyltransferase activity. Lineage: Eukaryota; Viridiplantae; Streptophyta; Magnoliopsida; Fabales; Fabaceae. The transcript is spliced from 4 exons. The record is from RefSeq and is a predicted model, not a curated record.